AUGCCCCGUUCCCCUGUCCCGACUACCACCAAGGGGCAGAGCAUCGGAGACUAUGUGCUAGGGACAUCUAUCGGCAAGGGCGCCUGCUCGCAGGUGCGGCUGGGGAGGCACGUGCCCACGGGCACCCAGGUGGUGAUAAAGAGCAUGGUCGGGCGCGAUGUCUCGCGAGAGCUGCGGUGUUUAAGAACCCUACAGCACCGAAAUAUCUCGCGAUUGCUGGAGGUUGUGGUGGCCCCCGAAGAGGUACAUCUGGUGAUGGAGCACGUGCGCGGCGGGGACCUGAGGGAGCACCUGGAGCGGCGCGGCCGCCUCACCGAGCGCCAGGCCCGCGCGGUGUUCCGCCAGAUCGCCAUGGCCCUCCACCUGUGCCACCUGCGGGGCUUCGCGCACCGGGACAUCAAGCCGGACAACAUCCUCUUAGAAGAAGACCUCACCGCCAAGCUGGCGGACUUCGGCCUCAGCCACGAGGCCACCGCGGGCCAGCUGCUCACCAGCUGGUGCGGGACACUCUCCUACAUGGCGCCCGAGGUGCUGCAGCGCGAGCCCUACGAUGGGCUGAAGGCCGACGUCUGGGGGCUGGGCGCCUCCCUCUACAAGGCGGUGACGGGGCGCGUGCCGUUCCCGGGCGACAGCGAGGAGAAGAUAAUGGAUCGCAUAGUGGAGGGGCGCUACAAGCCGCCCUACUACAUGUCGGAGGCGGGCAGGAGCUUCCUCCAGCGGCUCCUGACGGUCGACCCCGACCAGAGGCCGACCCUGGAGGAGGCCAUGCGGAUGCCCUGGAUGGACCUGGGUCCAGAAGACCUGCCUCCCGACAGCGAGCCGCCCGGGGAGGACCUGGACCCCCAGGUGGUGGAGACCAUGCGCGGCAUGGGCUUCAGGGAGGAGGACAUCAGGGACUCCGUGGCGGGCCAGACGUUCGAUCGAAUAAUGGGGACUUACCGCAUCCUCCUCAUGACCAUGGGCAGGAUGGCCAUGGGGAGGAUGCCGGGCCGCACCGUCCAGGUGAGGCCCUACCGGCCCCCUGACACCGGGGCCGCCACCCCUUCCAGCCGCCAGGGGUCCCGGGCAUCGGGGGGCUCGUCAGGACCAUCAGAGGCGAGCCCCCCCUGCCCUUGGGCGAAGAAGAUCAGCGCCCCGCUGCCCAGCCUGGAGACCAUCGCCUCCUCCCCUCCUCCCCUGGAGUCUGUGCAGGCGCUCCAGCCAGAGGGCUCGCCAAGACCAUCCAUGGUGAGGCCCCUGUGCCUGGGGGUGAAAAAGACCUACGCCCCGCCCGCGCCGCCGCCCAGCCUGGAGACCAUCGCCGCCUCCCCUCCUCCCCUGGAGUCUGUGCAGGCGCUCCCGCCGGGGACCCGCGGCCCAGCCCCGCAGCUCCGCCCUGGGGGCGCCCCCACCCCCCGCACCAGCAACCGAUUCCGAUUCCGCAGCAGUGAGAGCAAGGCUGUAAAGGCUGUAAAGGCGGGGAACGAGGCUGUAAAGGUGGAGAACAAGGCUAUAAAGGUGGAGAGCAAGGCUGUAAAGGUGGAGAACCAGGAGGGAGGCCCCCCAGGAAGCUCCCCUCAAGAGGGCAGCCCCUCAGCCUCUCCCGCCGCCAACACCCGGGCCCGGCCGGGCUUGGCGCAAAGGGCCUGGAAGACGUUCCUAAAGGUCUUCUGCUGCGGCGUUGACACAAUCAAACCCCGAAGGAAGAGAACCAAAGUCCAACCUGGUAACACUUGA
Molecule: messenger RNA, 1716 nt
Organism: Pipistrellus kuhlii (Kuhl's pipistrelle)
Lineage: Eukaryota; Metazoa; Chordata; Mammalia; Chiroptera; Vespertilionidae
Product: sperm motility kinase 4A
Exons: 1
Coding region: 1-1716 (571 amino acids)
Biological process (GO): intracellular signal transduction; protein phosphorylation
Cellular component (GO): cytoplasm
Molecular function (GO): ATP binding; protein serine/threonine kinase activity
Source: RefSeq, a predicted model, not a curated record